AUGGAUAAAUCAGAUGCCAAGGAUAUGACAAUGAUGGAGAAGAAGAAGAUUGAUAAGUUAAAUAAGUUGACUGGACGAAGGGAUUCAAUUGCCAAGAUAUCAUCAUUAUUGAACCCAAGAACACCAGAAGAGGCUAAACUUUGUUCACAAAAGUUAGAGACAAACGAGAAGCUUACAAAUAUCUUUGGUCAACGUCCUCAAUGUUCA
Molecule: messenger RNA, 207 nt
Organism: Acytostelium subglobosum LB1
Lineage: Eukaryota; Evosea; Eumycetozoa; Acytosteliales; Acytosteliaceae
Exons: 2
Source: RefSeq, a predicted model, not a curated record